This is a messenger RNA of Carassius auratus (goldfish), 942 nucleotides long. RefSeq names its product histone H3-like. The transcript has a single exon. The record is from RefSeq and is a predicted model, not a curated record. Gene Ontology annotation, cellular component: nucleosome. Gene Ontology annotation, molecular function: structural constituent of chromatin; protein heterodimerization activity; DNA binding. Bases 49 to 459 code for a protein of 136 amino acids. NCBI's taxonomy places the organism in Eukaryota, Metazoa, Chordata, Actinopteri, Cypriniformes, Cyprinidae.
AGCUUCUAAUCAUUCCGUUGAAGAGAACAAAACGAAAAACUCUAGAAAAUGGCAAGAACCAAGCAGACGGCUCGUAAAUCCACCGGAGGCAAAGCCCCGAGGAAGCAGCUCGCCACCAAAGCCGCCCGUAAGAGCGCUCCAGCCACCGGCGGCGUCAAGAAGCCUCACCGCUACAGGCCCGGCACCGUGGCUCUGCGAGAGAUCCGUCGCUACCAGAAGUCCACCGAGCUGCUGAUCCGCAAGCUGCCCUUCCAGCGUCUGGUGCGAGAGAUCGCUCAGGACUUCAAGACGGACCUGCGCUUCCAGAGCUCCGCCGUCAUGGCCCUGCAGGAGUCCAGCGAGGCUUAUCUGGUCGGUCUGUUCGAGGACACCAACCUGUGCGCCAUCCACGCCAAGAGAGUCACCAUCAUGCCCAAAGACAUCCAGCUGGCCCGCCGCAUCCGUGGAGAGCGCGCUUAAACGCCUGAAUUCACAAAUCUAGAAACUCACCCCAAAGGCUCUUUUCAGAGCCACCAAAAUCGCACCGACAAAGAGAAUUUUCGCUUUAACGCCGAGUGUAACGAGUAAGCUAGCAACACUGCCUGUAUUCUUAUAAGGGCUUUUUGUCGGAGUUUUUUUUUAUUCGUUCAAUCGCUUUUAGUUUCCCGUGAUUACACACGAACAGGCAAAACGUAACAUUUUAAACUCCGGCGUUUCCCAACGAUUCCCUUUUCUGAGUAAAUAUAAAACAAAACCUUAUAUAAACAAUAUUUCUAAUGUAACUACGAGUGAGUAUUAUUCAGCCAAGUACAACUUCAUAAAUGUUAAGCUGACAAUUUAAAGACCCGACAUUACAGAAGGGGCUUCGCAAUAGCCAGGACUAGGUUUUAGUUUUUCAGACAUCGCAGCAGCUUUUAUUAAAAGGCCUUCGAAGAAAACGGGACUAGCUUUAAGCCACGUCUG